AUGACCGCUGCGGCGCCCGCGGACAAGGAGGGCCCGCUGGCGAACUUAGGGGGCGUGGCGACCCUGGCGCGCAGCGACCUGCAGGCUGCGGAGAGCGUGUGGGCGACGCCGAGUGACUUGAGGCAUUGCUUGUAUGGGGUCACGAUCACCACGGCGUCUGGGCUGCUGGUCCUGGCGUGCUCGCUGUAUCUGCAGGACGCCCUGGGGCCCCAGGGCAUCAACCUCGACAUCUUCGCGGCCUUCGGCGACCCAGUGCUGUCCGAGGGCAGGCCCUGGCUCGCGCAGGGCGGCUUCAACAUGGAGCCUGGCACGCUGCACGAGUUGGGCUGGCCUCGUGUGCAGCGCGGCACGUACUUGGGGCCUGCUGAGUGCACAUGCGUGGCCCAAGGGGCGGAGCAUGUGUACAACUGGUUCGUGGGCUCCUCUUGCCUGGCCCAUGGCGUCAUGGAGGCCUCGGCUCUGGAUGGCCUUGGGCUGUGCCCGCACAAGCCUGUGUGGAUGCUGCUGCAGGACGUGAGGCCCGACGCCAUGGUGCAGGUACUUGUGCGUCCUGGUCGUUUUCCUGGUGUCGACACUGUUGGGUGCGAUGUGACGCUGCUGGUUUUCUACCAGAGACCGCGGCCCGUUUCCGUCGUGGGCCUGGCCACCGAGUCGUUCUGCACCAACGGGACAGUUCGGGCGGGGAGUGCGUGCGCCACCUUUGUGGCCAGGCUGCCAGGGCUGGCAGCCCUCCGCACCGCCUCAGCGGGCGGCAGGCCGCUGGUGGGCACUCGCACCGUCGUCGGCGACAUCGCGAUGCAGGCCGUGGGCACGGUGCAGCUGGUGGCUGCACGGCUCGGCCGCGUUGGGCUGGAAGUGGAGAGGAAGUGCAUGAGGGACGAGUUCGAGCUGCAGGAGCGCUUCGCCGAGCUCGCAGGAGCGCUCCCCAUGGGCGCGGAGCGAGGGCUGUGCAAGCGCUGUGCCGAGCUCAGGAGGAGGCGCAACCUGGAUCUUACAGCCCUCACGGUUGGCCACGCAGCCCAGAUGAUGGCGGAGCUGCUGCAGACAGGCGAACUGCCGCCCAGGAUGAUGGAGCGGGGGCUGGAGCGGUGCAUGGUCACGGGCUCUGGCGAUGAGCUCGACCUCGCGCACCUCGGGUCUCGGGAGCUGGGCUUGGAGGCUGGCCUUGGCGCUCGCUUUGCAUCCGCCCGUCGCGUGACGCGGAAGCUCAGCCACGACGCCCGCCUGCAGCGGCCACUGCGCUGGGACGACAUCGGACGCCAGCUCGGGCUAGACGGCGGGCCCAGAGUGAGGGAAAAGAACGUGCUCGGGGCCUGCAUCACCAACACGCACUGGACGCAGGCCAUGCUCUUCGAGGCAUGUGAACAAGGACAUGCGCGCUGCGGCUGCUGCGGAGCAGAGAGAGACACCUUGGGGCACCGCCUGUUCGGCUGCCCUGUGCUCGAGGCCCAGCGGCGCGACGGAGUUUCGGCACGGCCGGAGCAGGGUGCAGAACGAGCGCGUGCCCUAGGCGGGCGCGCAGUCGACAACUUCGGCCGCUGCUGGCUGCCCACACCAGGGCCACCGCAGGGUCACCGCAACGGCGCCAUGUGGGUGCAAUGCGUCGGCAGGCCAGCUGGUAAGCUCAGCGGCAAGCUGUACCUCGAUGGCUCGGUGCUCGAGCCGCAGUUCGGCGCCUUCCGCUGUGAGGGCUGGGCCUUUUGCGCAGUGCGACGACGACGGCAACCUGGAGGCAGGGUCUACCGCACCGUCUGGCGCGACCGCUGCCCGCAGCAGACAGCCAAGGACGGCGAGGACCUUGCAGCCUGGAUGCGGCCACGCUCGGAGAGUGGCCGCUCUACAGGCAGCAGCUCGGCUGCCCUCUCGGCCAGUGCAGUCGCCUUCAGCAUCCUGGGACAUGCCCUGUCCUACGCCUGCGCUGGGGGAGGGGAGGACACCCAGGAGCUCCUGGCAUGCUCCAAGUGCGGCGCCUACAUGACGCUGGGCGGCCGCUCAGGGGUUAGGCCUCGCCUUAAGGAGCGCUGCCCAGGUGACAAGACCGACAAGGGCGGCAGGAACCAGCGCAGCCUGUGGCAACGAGGACUCCAUCCUGGAGGCAGGAGGCAGGAGGGGUCGCGGACUGCCAGGCACAGAGUGAAAGGAGAGGGCAUCCCAGCGCUGCGCUCGCAGGUCCAGUGCCUGAGCAAGCACAGGAGCGGUACCUGGAGCGGCUUGGCACUGCAGCGGAGCCAGCUGCAGACUCUGCGGCCACUGCGAGCAGUACAGGCAACGCCCCAGCGGCGGCAGCGGUGCCGCAAGUGGCCGCGGGCCCUGGUGGAGCCCCAGCGAAUGCGGCAGCCGCUGCGGCCGCUGCCAGCCUGCCUCUGCGGCGCCCAGCCGCAGCGAGAGCAGGGCGACUCGGGGCGCGCGGGGUCAGCGAUGAGGACCCCUCCGCCGCAGCUGGCCCUGCAGGCGGCGCCCAGCACAGCGGGGAAGAGCGCGCCUGUGGGCGGCAGGGCCGCGGGGAGCCGCCGGGGCCAGCUGGGGCGCGGCGCGCGGCCUGGCGCCCUCGGCCACCCCGUGGCCGUGCUGCAGCAGCACCACGGAGCGCCGCGAGACCCCGAUCUUCGGCUCGCCGGGGACGAGCGCGCCGAGCGGGGCGGCGCCGAGCAGGGGCUCGUGGUCCUGCCGUGGGCUCUCGGCCUGAUCUCGGCGAGCCGCCGCAGCGCCUCCGUCGACGCGGUCGUGGACUACAGUUGGUCGUGGCUCAAGUGGUACAUGAUAAGGAGUACGCGACAGGAGCAGGCCCAGCGCGAGGCGGCGCAAGCGCCCCCCGCGCCCGCCGCGCCGCCCACGUGCGCGAGCGCCGAGUGGCUCCUGGGCGCCUGCUCCCUGGCGCCCCCGCAGCAGCCCGAGCAGUUGAAGCCCCGCCCGAGCUGUCCGCCGCCCGCCAGCGGCGAGGCGGGUUCCGAAUCGCGCCUCGGCGGCGCCGCCGCGGAGCGAGUCGUGGAGGACGUGUACGAGUGUUGCCAGGCCGUCAGGGUGCUGAGUAUGCGUGGCAUCGAAGGCGGCGAUUUCAACGUGGAGCUCGCAGUCCUAGCUAGUGGGCUGGCGCCAGGGAGACGCGGGGGACAGAUCGCCCUGCCAGCUGACUUCACGCUGGCACAGCCGAACCGCUCGGUUGUCCUGGAGUACUUUGCCCGCAGCCAUUCGCUCUGUUUCGGCGCGGCGAUCUGCGUCGCAGAUCUCGAAGCUGCAGCGCCGCCGCACCGCCCUGCGCCAGUUGGACUUGCCGAGGGCACGGGGGCCGCGCAUGUUCUGAGGGUGGCCCUUCUCACAAUACACAACGCCGCCGACAACUUCACGAUGAAGAUCAUGAACGAACACAACUUCGAGUUGGACAUCAUUGCCCAGACCAAGAUUGCGCACACAUGGAAGGACAUGGUUCAAUGGAAUAUUGAGAACCCUGUUACUAGAGCGUUUGUGGCUGCUGGAGAUUUCAAUGUCAAGUCAGGUCCUACACGUAGCUACACCGAUCCUGUUUCUCAGACAUUCACGCCAGGAACGCUGCCUGCUGUGACGGCUCGGGGCACUCAACCUUUGCAAGCGUUCUGGGAAAGACUCUUUGCGAUGGUUACGGAGAUCUCCACGGACUGCCCUACACAUUACUGCAGAGAUACGUCCACGGCGGCUACACUGGAUAGGUUCUUCAUUGCCACCCCAGCGUACUACAUGCUCGACGUUGAGGUGAUCGCGGAGGUGGAUAUUGAUGCUGCCGCCAUCUCGGACUCCAGGCUCAGCGACCACACGCCGAUCACCCUGCAUCUUAGGGAUCGAGCCCGCCAGAGUGAACAGACAGGCAUACCAGAGCACGUCCUUCGAGAUCCGCGCUAUGGUGAAAUUCUCGGUCAGCUUCUCGAUGCUGCACAACUACAUCGAUUUCCUGCGGUCUACCAGUGGAGAUGCAUGAAGGACUUCAUGUCUGAGGCGGCACGCCAAGUCCGCAAUGAGUUGCAGUGCAUGCCGAUUUCCGCCAAGGACCCUCGUGCCAAGGGGGGGCGCCUUAUCACGCUCCGAGCUAUCUCACGAUGUGUCUGGCGCAACGAUGUUGGCACCGCCUACAAGCUGAUGGCCACCACGGCCGACGGCGAGCGCUUCCUGACCGUCUCCAACGGCUGCGUCGAGCUCGGCGAGCGGCAGGAGUUCGGCGCCUUGAUGCGUGCCAUCAACUACGACUACCAGAUGAGGGAGGCCAGGCUUGCCGAAAGCAGGGCAUCCAAGGGGGACGGAGCGGUGAUCGAGGCGCUUCCUUGGUUCUGCAAGAGCUGCUGCGGGCCCUCGGGGAGACCGUGGUGGAAUCAUGCAGAGGCGCGGCAGUGUGCGAAGUGCAAGCUGGGCAAGGGACUGGUCUUCCACAGCGUGCGCCAGCCCGCGGCCCCCUCCCAGCGGAAGAAGGGCAAUCAGGGCGGCAGCGGCAACGGCUACUGGGACGACUCCGUCAAGGUGGCCAAGCUCAAGUCCGAGCUCGCCGAGGCCCGCAAGCGGCUUGCCGCUGUGCAGAGGCCGCCGCCUGGCGGGGAGGACGUGCAGAUGGAGCCGGCCGCGGACGGAGACGGCCCCGAGUCCGUCGCCAAGGACAGGCUACGCGAGGUCGGCGACCUCAUCGGCAAGCUCAAGGGCAUCACCGAGCCGUCGGUCGUGGCCACGCGCGACAAGCUGCUGGCCGAGCAGGCCGAGCUGCGGGCUAGGGUGGCGGAGUCCCGACCGCUCGGACAGCGCUUGCGCGAGAUGGGAACUCAGUUCACCAGGCUGCAGAAGCUGCGCGACGACCAGCAGACCAAGCUCGAUGGGCUGCAGGCGCAGUUGCGCGACCUGCAGGAGAAGGAACGGCUCACUCGGGACAAGCUGGCGGCCCUCGACGCUAGCAUGGAGGAGCUGGACCAGGAGCGCAAGAGGCUUCAAGGGCAGGUUCCGACGCCUGGCGACAAGGCGUCGCUCGACGAGCCGAUCAAGGGGGUUGGUGCCACGCUCGAGGGCCUCGGGAUCUUGCUCCAGAGCCUGGGCGCCGAUCACCAGCUGUCGGGCAGCCUCGCGGCGAGCUUCCAGGAGCUGCAGAGGUUGCAGGAGGAGGAGGCGGCAAAGUUGGCUGCCCAGAAGGCGCAGGCGGAUGCUGGGGCCGAGGCUGGUCCCGACGUUGAGCAGGCCGAGCGGCAGGACGACGCGGCAGCGCCUCGCACACCACAGCCAUCUGCCUUCUCCGACGACCCUGAGUUCAUGGAGGAAGUCGUUGCGGCUGGGGGCGAGAAGCACAGUAUCACCACCGUGAACGUGUCCUCGGGCGGCCCGCUCGUCGACUUCCUGCCCACGUGCUCGAGUUUAUGCAUCGCGGUGCAGGAACAUCAUGCCAAGGCCGAGGGCGAUGCUUUGGCGAAGUUGCAGAAUAAAGUAAGAGCUGCUGGGUACCAUGGUAUAUGGGAGCCCGCCCUACCUGGGCAGGGAGUUGGCAGCAGAGGCGGGGUUGCGGUGCUGGCCCCGCUGCGGGUGGUCAUCACCAAACCCCCAGGCCUGGACAGUCACGUGCUGCAGGAAGGCAGGAUGAUGGCGGCCCACGUCCACGCUGGGGUGAAGGGCGGCUUCGUCAUGCUGUCGUGCUAUUUCAUUGUGGACGUCAAGCUGUCGCCCGAGAACCUGGCCAUGCUGUACAAGCUGUACCAGUAUGUCAGGUCGCUGGAGGCCAUGGGUGUUCCGUGGAUCGUAGGAGGCGACUUCAACAUGGAGGUAGGCGAGCUCGGCCCGUUGUCCUGGCUCCAGUCGGCCAAUGGCGUGGUGCUGGCGCCGAGAGAGCCGACUUGUCUUCAGAGCCUUCCUGGCCGCACCAUUGACAUGUUCAUGGUUUCUUGCCGUUUGCUGCCUCGCGUUCGGCAACCAGUGGUCGUCGACGCGGAGACGUGGCCGCAUCUACCAGUGACCAUGGAGCUCUCCGCCACGGCUUUUGACGCGAAGGUCAGGAGGCUUGUCGAGCCACGCGGCUUUCGGAGGCCGCCUGCGGCGGGGUGCGCGAGGUUCCCCCCCGACUGGGACCCGACCUUGGCGAUCAUCCAGAGCGCGUCGCACAGCGAGGGCAUCACCAGGGCCUGGGACGUCGUGCUCAGCGGCAUCGAGUUCGAGCUGCGGGGCCGCUACGACGUCGUGAAGGACGUGGCGGGGUACUCCACGGUGCCAGGCCCCCCGACCUUCGAGCUGGCGAGUUUUCACCCUGUCGUGAAAGGUGCCUGGAGCAGGAGGUCGGCGGACACCCAGGCCUGGGCGCAGGCUGCGCGCUGGGCUCGUCACCUCAGGAGGGUUCGAGUGGCCUUGCAGAGCUUCGUGCUCCAGCUACGCCCGCAGCAGGUCUUCGAGCUCGGCAGCGUCGGCGAGGCGCACGUCGACGGUGUGCCUGGCCUGGGCGAUGGGGCACCCCCUGCUGCGGAGGACCUAUCGUGGGACGCCGUGCACUCCAAGGCGGCGCGCCACCUGCUGGAGUGCGAGAAUUUCUUCCAGAGAAUCUGGCGGAGGAAGGGAGUCUGGCCGCACCUGGACGCCGAAGCCGUCGGCUUCUUCUCGCGUGGCAUACUUGCCUUAGCGCAGGCAGACUUCGAGCAGCAGGUCGACCGCAUCCUGAGUAUCUCCUCCGAUGCUGAGGCCAAGCAUGAGAAGGCCGUGAUGCAGAGCUGGAGGCAGUGGGCGCAGGCAGCUUUUGCGGCUGGAGCCAAGGGAGCUCACCGAUUCAUGAAGCCCAAGGCUCUCCAGGAGAUCGUGGUUCAGCCCAAGGACUUGGUGGACGACGUCGCGCUGUGCUGGGUCGGCAACGACCCGAGCGGGGUGCGAGAAAUGGCCAUUGCCACUCGUGCUUUCUGCAGGGCUGUCCGGCCCCUCGGGCUGGUGCUGCAGAUGGAUAAGUCUGGGCACCUUACGACGUCCAGGCGCACCAGCUACCACUUUCAGAAGUACGCCAGGCUGCUGAAGAUCGCUGGCAAGAGGCACAUGCGGUAUCUUGGCCACGACCUAGCUGGGUCGUCGGCCACAAGGGCCGUGCAGAAGGGACGCCUGAAGGCCAUGCACGGAAAGAAGGCCAGCGUUCGAGCACUGCAGAAGGGAGCAGGACGACAGCGGGCGGCUCGGCUCUGGGCCACGGGUGUGCUGCCAUCCGUGGGGCACGGAGCCACGGUCAGCGGCAUCAGCGACACGGAGCUGCAGCAGAUGAGGACCAUGGCUGGCGUCUUCUGUGGCUACAAAGGGUCGGGCUCCCUGACGCUGUACCUGGCCGCGCAGCAGUGGAGCUUCGACCCCAUAUUCCACGCUACCUUCAGCAUCGUGGGGCAGUACGCGGCGUGGGUGUGGGAUGGGCGUGUGACGCUCUCCCGACUGCAGCGGGCCUGGAUGGGCUUGCGUGACUCCUGGGAAGCCCGCCACACUCACGUCACGUGGGCCAGUGCGCAGGGCCCGCUUUCGGCCUUGUGGUUGUCCCUCAGGAGAGUCAACUGGAACAUGGCAAGUUCUACAAUCUUGGUUGACGAUGAGGGCCUGCAUAUCAGUUUGCUGCAGUAUUGUCCCAGUGAGGUGCUGUUUUUCCUGCGUCGCAGCCUCGACCGUUGGCAGAGCCAUCGUAUCCUCGACCAGCUGCCUGAGGCGCCCCCAGCCGAUGGUGACGGCAGGCGGCAGCAGCAUGUGUGGCUUCGUGCGCUUCGACUGGGACACGCCUCCUUGGCGCCUGGCCACAGAGGGGCUCUGGCCAAGCUGCAGUCCAACGGGUUCUGGUCGCCGCAGCGCCGCAUGCAGGCUGGCUACGGCGGCGACGGUUCGUGCGAGUUCUGCGGGGAGGCCUGCUGCGACCUCGAGCAUGAGAUCUUCGGCUGCACGGUAUUGCAUCAGCAGCAGGAGGACGAGGAGACGGAGCCGUACCCCGAGGAGGUGGCCAAGAGGAGGAAGGACAUCCUGGAGGCAGCCCCGUGGCGCGACGGGGGCCAGGUGCAGGACUUCUCGGCCGUCGACGUGCUCUACGCGCUGCCCCUGAGGCCUGCUUUCAGGCCGCUGCCUGCACGUGCUCAGGCUGAGCGCGAGUGGGGGGCGAUCGACAUGCCGUGGCCGUCGAAGUUGUACGGGGACGGGUCCUGUCUUGAAAGUGAUUUCCCUGAGGAACGGCGCUGUGGCUGGGCCGUCGUAGCAUUGACCCGAGACCUGUGGCCAUACAAAGCUUUGUUCGGGAGCCUGGGGGGCCCUAUCCAGACGGUGCCCAGGGCCGAGCGCGUUGCUGGUCUCAAGGCCCUGCAGAGGGCCCAGAGGCCAGCCACGUACGUGACUGAUCAUUUACAGCUGCAGGUCGAGGGAAUGGCCUGGGAGGGUCGUCAUGCUUCUGCCAGAGCGCCUCACGCGUCCAUCUGGCGGAGCAUCCACGAGCUGUAUAGAGGCGACCCUGUCAGGGGCCUGCAUCCCAAGACGGGCGAGCCCCUCGAGCCGCUCGUCUUCUCGGAGCUCGGGGUGCCUGCGAUGCCGCAGCAGGCGCCCGAGCCCGAGGUCGCUGGCCGUUUACACGGCAUCCUCAAGUUGGCGGGCCAGUUGUUCAGCGCACGUGCCAACCGCCUGGGGCCCCCGAUCGUUCGCGUUCGGCCCCGGGAAGUUGAGGGCGGGGCACAGUGGGUUUCCAGCCAGUACGCCCGCGCUUUCACGGGGGAGGUGGCGAACCUGGGGGGCGGACUGCUCGACGGGCCCCAAGUGAUCGACGGCGCCCGAAACAAGAUCCACAACGGGGAGUCUGCACCAGGAAAGGCGCCCACACAGCCCCCCUCGCCGGCAGGAAGGAACAGUCGCUGGACGAAGGUCCACAGGAGGAUGCCCGAUGUCUGGACUCAGAGGGGCGAAGCUGGACCAAGAGCCGACUUGCUCUUCGCGGGCCAGAAGCCGAGCGCCACGCGCGUGGGCGACGUGGCGGGUUCGAGCCCCGAGGAGGCGCAGCACAAGUCGGCGUCCGACACCCCUGUCUGCCUGACGGACUCCCCGCCAGAGCUGGUAGGAAGGAGAUUCACCCAGGACCUCCACAGGACGUCUCUUGAUGCCAGCGUCUACAAGCUGAUCCAGCUCGCCCUGUUCUGCGAGUUCCGCCGUGCUGUGGAUUCGCUCUGGAACCGCAUUUGGACUUGCCCCCGCAUAGACACGGCGAGACUCGAGCUCGACCAGGACCUUCAGGAGGCCAUCGCACCAGGAGAUCCAGACCCGCUGUUCAACUGUGCGCUGCCAGAGGUGGAGCUGCCAGAGGUGGAGCUGGAACCCCCAACCACCGACACUGUGCGCUACAGUGACCAGGGCGGGGCCACGGACCCGCGUCCCCACACUGCAGCGCUUGAAGAGCACCGCGGGCUCAUGCACGCGGUGGAGCACCUGGACCAGAGCCCCCCAGAAGAAGUGGAUGCCGACGUGAGCAUUGUCGUGGAGUGCUCUGCUCUCAUGCGGGGUGCCAGGGGCCAGCUGAAGGCUCCGCUAGCUCGCUCCGCGCGGCCGGGGCCCACGGCCACGGGCCUCUUGUGCGUCCGUUUCUGCAGCAGGCCACAUGCGCGCCUGCGUGCUGUCUGGAUCUUCAUCUCGGGCCGAGACCCCCAGGCGCUGACUGACUUCCGGGCGUGCCUGCUCUGUCUGUGCUUCCUGGGCUGGCAAAAGUGCCAUGCGAGAAACUGCGAUGGCCUUGCUAAUCCCUCCAUGUUGCUCGGGCGCUGGCUGCUCGUGCGCAAGAGCCCCAGGCAUAAGGGCAAGGACGAGGCGCGCAGCUCCCUCCUCGAAGCACACCCGCAGGUUGUGCUGAUGAAGAGCGAGGUGCCGGACGAGGCCUCGGUGCUGCUUUCGGGGUCGGGGCUCGUGCAGAGGGCGGCCGACACUCGGGACGCCGGGCAGCAGGCCGAGGUGCACUGCCCGGCAGACGGGCGCGCACUGCCCAGGGGCGAGGAGCGCACGGAGCUCCGGAUGUGUCAUGCUCGUGCAGCUGAGCUCGUGUUCCGGGAGGCGUGCGACGGCCACCCGAUGGAAAGGGCUUACUCUGAAAACGGCAUGGGCGGCAUGGCCACCAGCGCGUCAGGGUCGCAAUCCUGCAAGGCAGACGUCACUGUGGACUUCGGCACCGACCUCCGGACUGCGCCAGAGCCGGCCACCGACCGUCGCGGGAGCAUGCCGAGGAACGUGGCAAGGACGAGGCCUCCGUCAGCGUCUCGUCGAAAGCCCGCGGGGCGCUCUGGGCUGGGCCCGGCGGCGCCGGGCCUGCCCUCACAGCGGCUCCCGCCGCAGGCUGCUCAGCAGAGCACCUGGGAGGCACUCCUUGCAGCCGCCCUGCGCGUGCGCAAGCCGAUGGCCUCUGUAGAGGACGCCUGCCACGGCCGCAGGUGGAAGUCAGUGGUGCCAGCGCUGUGCAGAAGCUCGGCCUCGGGAUCAACAGAUAUCCCGCGUGAGCGAGCCUCGUUCCAGCUCCCUCGCCAUGAAGACUUCCAAUUACACGAGAUGCAGGCCGAGUCCGCGCGGGAGCCCCCUGGCGCAGCGGGCCCCCUGCGCGCCGGGGAGCUGCAGCGUGGCGGCGGGGCGGCAGACGCGCCCUGCCUGGUGGCGCGAAGGGAGACGUGGCUGCCGCAGCGGGGGCCCCUGGCCGGCCCCGGCCGGCUCCGAGCGGCCGCAGGCACAAAGUACGGCAAGUGCACCCUGGCUGUGCGGCGCUCCUCCGAGAAGCCGGAGAAGAGAGAGGCCGCCACGGCGACAGCGGGCGCGGCGAAGGCGAAGAAGAAGAAGGCAAAGAAGACAGGGCAGAAGCGCCAGAGCGCCGCGGAGCCGCCGCCGAAGGAGUACGAGGUCAUCAUCAAGGGCCUGCCCUUCUCGACGAAGGAGGCGACCCUCAAGGAAAAGCUGGCCGACUGCGGGGACAUCGAGUCGGUCCGGCUGCCCGUGAACAAGAGGGGUCGGGCUUUGGGCUUCGCCUUUGUCGCGUUCCAGGCAAAGAAAGGCCUGAAGAGGGCACUGAAGCUCAACGGCUCCGACCUGGGCGGCGGCCCCGUCACCGUCGAGCAGACCGUGGAGCGGGAGGCGCCCGCGGGCGCCGACGCGCCCGCCCAGCAGAAGGCGGGGAAGGCGGCCCCGGAGGCCGGCGCCGCGGAGGCGGCGCCCGCGGACGCCCCCGCCCCCGCCCAGAAGAAGGCGCGGAAGGCGGCCCCGGAGGCCGACGCCGCGGAGGCGGCGGUGGACGCGGCCGAAGGGCCAAGCCAGAAGGAGAAGGCUCGCGAGGAGAAGAAACGGCGCAUGGAAGAGUUCUCCAAGGAGGAGAUCAUAGCGCGGACGAAGGCUAACAGGGAGAAGGCCAAGGCCAACCGGGAGAAGUUCAAGAAGGAAAAGGCGGCCGCAGGAGGAGGCGACACCUGA
Messenger RNA from Prorocentrum cordatum, 11403 nucleotides. The record is from the annotation of a GenBank genome assembly. NCBI's taxonomy places the organism in Eukaryota, Dinophyceae, Prorocentrales, Prorocentraceae.